Molecule: messenger RNA, 1524 nt
Organism: Sesamum indicum (sesame)
Lineage: Eukaryota; Viridiplantae; Streptophyta; Magnoliopsida; Lamiales; Pedaliaceae
Product: serine decarboxylase
Biological process (GO): carboxylic acid metabolic process
Molecular function (GO): pyridoxal phosphate binding; carboxy-lyase activity
Source: RefSeq, a predicted model, not a curated record
GGAGUUGUACUGAUAAUAUGGCACCCCACUUUCCUGUGAAUAAGUUCAGCACAAAUGGACAAGAGCCGUCUGAUUAUGAUCGUCAAGCCGUGAUGAUUACUAAUCAGAUUGGUAUGGAAGAAAAGAGUCAGCAGCUGGACGAGGAUUUUGCUGUAGUGGAGCCAAAAGAUGAAGAGUGUGCUGUAGAGCGACUUCAUCACUUGACAAAAAUAGUGACAGAAUUUCAAGACCAUCUCCGAGAAAGAGCCAGCAAUCAACUAGGUCAUCCCGGAAAUCAUAAUUGCAGCCAUUAUUUGGCUUUAUCGACACUUUUACAGUACAACAUAAACAACGUUGGCGAUCCUUUCAAGGAGAGUAACUAUGGUCUGCACACGAAAAAGUUUGAGGUAAGCGUUUUAGAUUGGUUUGCUCAAUUAUGGGGAAUCGACAAGGACGAAUACUGGGGCUAUGUCACCAAUGGUGGGACUGAAGGCAAUCUUCAUGGCAUUCUGAUGGGGCGAGAAUUACUGCCAAAUGGAAUUUUGUACACAUCCCAAGAAUCACACUAUUCUAUGUUGAAGAUUGCAAGAAUGUAUAGAAUGGAUUGUGAGACAAUAGCAAGCUUAGCAACUGGGGAAAUGGAUUGUAAUGACCUUCAAGACAAACUGCUUAUGAACAAGGAUAGACCAGCUAUCAUCAAUGUCACUAUUGGGACUACUUUUAAAGGAGCUGUGGAUGAUCUUGAUCUAGUUGUACAGACUCUGAUAGAUAGCGGGUUCUCGGACAAUCAAUUUUACAUUCAUUGUGAUGCAGCAAUGUCUGGUUUGGUCGUUCCUUUCCUCAAGCAGGUGACGAAAUUUACGUUCAAGAAGCCUAUUGGAAGUGUGAGCAUCUCCGGCCACAAGUUUUUAGGUUGCCCUAUGCCUUGUGGCGUGCUGCUAACAAGGAGAAAAUACAUUAAACUUAUCUCGAGAAACAUAGAGUACAUCGCCACUUGUGAUUCGACAAUUGCUGGUAGUCGAAACGGGCAUUCACCGAUUUUUAUGUGGUAUGUGUUGAACAUAAAAGGCUGGAAAGGACUCAAACAAGAUGUUGAAAAGUGCCUGAAAAAUGCUCGGUACCUGAGACAUCAUCUUAAAAAGGCAGGGAUAAGUUCAAUGCUUAAUGAGACGAGUGUCACUGUUGUGUUCGAGCGACCCCAGGACAGUGAGUUCAUUCGUCAUUGGCAACUACAGUGUCUGGGGAGCAUGGCUCAUGUUGUCGUGAUGCCCCAUGUUACGAUUGAAAUGUUGGACCGUUUCCUCUAUGAUCUAAUCCGAAAACGGAAUAUUUGGCAUGGGACACUGCACCCUCCUUGUCUUGCUGAGGAUAUGGGGAUUUGCAAUUGUGCUUGCCCAGUUCAUGCACGCAAGCACAUGAAUUGAACGAAACAUUCUUACUCUAAUUAGAUUUGACAAAAUCAAAUAAAUCAAAUGACAAGUAUUAGUCUGACCAAAUUCAAAUUGUAUUAGAAUUUCACGACUUGAGUACUAUGCAUUAAGGUUA